GAAGUACGAAGGUACGAAGGAGGAAGGAAGCAAGCCCGUCAGUCAAGCCAGUCAGCGCGAGCAACAAAAAUAAAAUAUCACGAGACGACAGAGGUAGCCAACACACAAAGAACGAGCUCAGCAGCAGCAAAUGACCAGCGCGUAUAUAUAUACCUGGGCCGGAGAAAGCGGCACGUCAGUGGUACACAGCAGCAUGCCCAUACAUACCUCGUGUAUCAGCGCGCGGACCGCCGGCCCCGGCCAGCCAGGCUGGGGUGUCGAUGCGGGGCCGCGCGGCGUAGGCGCGGGCACCGCUACCGCGACCUGCUCGCUUGGGCAGCGAUCGCCCGCCAGUCGUAAAUGCCAUGCCAGCCGGGAAUGAGGCCAUGAAACACAUGCGGUUUAGGCGGAAUGGCCCCGGAGAUGGAGGGACUGGAGGGUGUUUCACCGUUGGGCGUGUUGGGUGGCGUGG
Messenger RNA from Aplosporella prunicola CBS 121167, 451 nucleotides. RefSeq lists its product as uncharacterized. Lineage: Eukaryota; Fungi; Ascomycota; Dothideomycetes; Botryosphaeriales; Aplosporellaceae. Bases 131 to 361 code for a protein of 76 amino acids. The transcript has a single exon. The record is from RefSeq and is a predicted model, not a curated record.